GAGUCACAAGCACGGCGAACCCGCGCGAUCGUCGCAGUUGCGAAAAGGAUCCCGUUCGUUUCGCUCGUGUUGCCGAAGAGCAAUACGGCGAAGAUCGAACAGCGUCACUUACUUCAAAGUUCACCUCUCAUCGCUCACGUAUUUAUCUAUACCAUACGUGCAUAUAUAUAACGUAUAUAUACAUAUCACGAUGGCGGUGAUACAAAUGUUAUUCUUCCUCGGUACGGCGUUUUUCACGCUUGUCAAAGUUGACACUGCUCCGACGAAAUAUGAUCAGCGACAGGAGGGCGAUUUCAACUUGCACGCCCAACUGGAUAAUCUUCUCUUCGUCGUAGCCAUCCCCAGCAACAAUGAUCUGCUCAGCGACCUGGCGUUGCAGGCUCUCGAGCUCAAGCAGCAAUUGGUCUCCCGGUCAAGUUCGUCGAAGGAACAAGAAUCAAUCAGAUCCGACAAAGAAAAUCGUGGCAUGGAGCCUUGGAAAGGAGCUGUGGAAAUUAUACAGAUAAACGAAAAUCAUUCGAAUAAAGGAAGUUCGGUGCAAAAAACAGAGGGAAAAAAUAAAGAAACGACGAACGUUUCGAAUCAGCAGACAAUCUUUUCGCUCGCUACCGAGCAGCAACAAGAUAAAGUGGAAAAGGACGACAGGAUCGCGAAAAAUGUGAAAGCUUUCGAUUUUCCCAAGAGUCGCGAGGAACCGGCUAUUAUAGGAUACUUCGUGGACGCGAGAAAAAUACUUGGAUCCAAGAUUGAGGAUGAUGGACGGGCGCGAAAUGUAGUUGAGAAUGUUUGGAAUUCCGACAUCGAAUCAGGAAGGCCGGGGACGGCGUUGAAGAAACAAUUGCUUCGCAGAGAAGAGAAUGUCGCGCUGCCCUCAUCGAACGCUGAUAAGAACGACGUGGCUUCAUUAUCUGAGGAUAAACAACAGAAUGAGCUAAUAUUGUUAGGCGGCGGUAUCGAGAACUGCGGUCCAGGAAGACAUCGCGACGUAUCCGGCAUCUGCCAGUUUGACGAGUCGACCAGGGCUUUUUAGCAGCUUCAAGUUCCAAUAAUUAUAGUUUUUAAACAUUGAGAUACGCUACUUAAUAUCGUGAUUAUCUCUCUUGGUGCAAUAUUUCAUUUUCCUCUUUUUGUCUUUCUAGCAAAUGUUAUACCAGAUCUAUUAUAUAUUAUAUCGAUCUCAAAAAGUUCGUUAUUUUUUUUGUUUAUUAGUGCAAAAGUCAUGUCGAAGAAAAGCAACGAAUUUUUUGAUUAAUUAAAUGCUUAGAACGGGCUAAAAUGCGAAAUGGUUGUUGUUUUAUAUAAACCAAUGUAUGCGCGAAAGUUACACUAUAUGUAUCUAUCAAGCUUCAAAUAAAAUAUUUAAACAACAAUAACAA
Molecule: messenger RNA, 1376 nt
Organism: Formica exsecta
Lineage: Eukaryota; Metazoa; Arthropoda; Insecta; Hymenoptera; Formicidae
Exons: 1
Coding region: 191-1030 (279 amino acids)
Source: RefSeq, a predicted model, not a curated record